Messenger RNA from Hypanus sabinus (Atlantic stingray), 2443 nucleotides. It is a transcript of the gene dnajc21, whose product is annotated as DnaJ heat shock protein family (Hsp40) member C21. The coding region runs from base 77 to 1666 and encodes 529 amino acids. Lineage: Eukaryota; Metazoa; Chordata; Chondrichthyes; Myliobatiformes; Dasyatidae. Gene Ontology annotation, cellular component: cytoplasm. The record is from RefSeq and is a predicted model, not a curated record. The transcript is spliced from 12 exons. Gene Ontology annotation, molecular function: nucleic acid binding; zinc ion binding.
AGACCCGCCCCGGGGGACGUCGGCGGCCUGCCGGAAGUGGGUACCGGCGCGGCUCGGCUCGGCUCGGCUCGGCGCCAUGCGUUGCCACUACGAGGUGCUGGGUCUGCCCCGGGAGGCCGGUGACGAGGAGCUGCGGAAGGCGUACCGGCGUCUGGCGCUGCGGUGGCACCCGGAUAAGAACUUGGAAAACCCCGAGGAAGCAGCUGAACAGUUCAAGCUGAUCCAGGCGGCGUACGAUGUACUGAGCGAUCCCCAGGAGAGAGCGUGGUACGACAACCAUCGUGAGGCUAUCCUGAAGGGUGGGCUGGAUGGCGAGUUCGAGGACGACAGCUUGGACCUGCUGCAGUUCUUCACCAGUGCCUGUUACUCGGGUUACACUGACGACCAGGGGGGUUUCUACGCGGUCUAUCGUCAUGUGUUUGACACCAUCGCCGAGGAGGAGGUGGAGGGAGCCCCAAACCCACAGGGGCUCUUGUUCCCAUCAUUUGGACACUCCCAGAGUGACUAUCAGACGGUGGUCCACCCGUUCUACGCGCACUGGCAGAGUUUCUAUACACAGCGGACGAUGGCCUGGCGGGAGCGCUUCGACACACGGCAGGCGGUGAACCGGGGCGAGAAGCGAGCCAUGGAGCGGGAGAACCGGCGGUUACGGGACAAGGCACGCAAGGAGCUCAGCCAGGUGGUCCGGCAACUCGUGGCCUUCGUCCGGCGGCGUGACCCCCGGGUCCAGGCCCACCGGCAGCGGCUGCAGGAGCUGAAUGCACAGAGGGAGCGACGGGCGCAGGAACUGCAACGGGAGCAGGUGUUACAGCAGGCCAGACUGGCUGAGCAGUACGAGGAGCAGCACUGGGUGACGCUGUCGGAUCUGGAGAGAGAGCUGCAACAGAUGGAGGAGCAGUACCAGAAGGAGUUCGGUGACAGAUCUGACGACGAGCAGGAGGGCCCUGAGGAAGACGGUGAUGGAGGGCCAGGGACGGACAGUGCUGAGGACGAGGGUCUAUUCUGCCCUGCUUGUGAACGAACCUUCCAGACUGCAAAGGCCAUGAGGAACCACGAAAAGUCCAAGAAGCACAGGGAGAUGGUGGCCCUGCUGAGACAGCAGCUACAGGCUGAGGAACUGCAGCUCCGAGCAGCUCAGGAAAGCCAGGAGCCGCCCACAGAGCAGCCAAGACCUUCCAAGAAGCACAAGAGGAAAAAACAGCAGAAGGUGUUGGAUCCCACUGACUUCAGAACACCCGGUGCAUCAGACAGCCGGUCUGAGUCGGAGGCUGAGAGCGGUGAAGAGCACGAGAGGUGUCAGGACAGCGGUGAAGACAAUUUGCCCACAGCUGGCAUCUCACACACCGCCGAGCGGGAGGGGACAGAGGGUGGGGUGUCCAAAGAGGCAGAGGACACGGGUCAUCAAGAGAUGGUCCGGACACCGAGCCCAGCAGCACCAGAACCGGCCCCCAGGGUCUCCAAAACCAAAGGAAAAAAAGGAAAACAACAGAAACAUUUGGGGAGACGACAGGAGUCGGACCCGCUGAACUGUGUGAUCUGUAACUGCCCAUUUUCAUCCCGAAACAAGCUGUUCGAGCACUUGCGAGCAACCGGGCACGCGGCAGCAGUGCCAGACCAGAGAGCAGCUGGCAGCCGGACUUCCAGCGGGAGGCGGAAGAACCGAUAAUGCAGCCGGGCCCCAGAGUGGGCCCGCCGGGUGUACCGGGACCACCAGAGCUGCGAUUGGGAGUCACUUGUCACUGCCUGCUGCCCAGAGAGCUGAUGAGCGAGGUCCUGGGUCACUGGACACUGUACACCCCUGGCUGUCCACACAUCCCCUUCUCACUGGGUUCCCUGCCCCCCCUCACAGCCACUGUUGUCGGCUCCCAGAAUUCCAACAACGGGCAGCCUUAGUGAUAAGUUAAAGGAGCCGACCCUGUUCAGUGUGUGAAUCUUUGUGCGCGCAGACUGAGGCGGGUUAGGACGGUAGUAGAAAGAAUCUGCGUGUGCUGGGAGGGAGAGUGGAAUAACCAGUGGCAGGCUCCCACUGUGACUGGGAAUUGACAGAAUCCAGACCUCAGUGGCUACUGCUGGCCCUUUGGGAGACAUCUACCCCCCUCAAUGCCCCAGGGUGGUUGGGUUUGCUAAGUCCAUGGCCCAGCGUCCCGACCUGGUAUGGAGUGGACAAGUCACUGUGAUCCCUUUGAAAUAUUCUCCCUUCAUAGGUCCGACAGCCAGAGAUGAGGCUCCACUCUAUGCCAGCUGUGUGCCUCAGGUUCUGUACCAGGGUACUCUCAGUGGCAGGCCAGGCCAUUCAGCCCCUCUAGCCUACUAGCGUUCAGCGAGAGUGCUCCCAUAUCUCCAUUCCCUUUAGGUGGUGACGGAGAGUUGGGCUGCGGCCUUGUGGAGUGCAGGUUGUGGGAGAGAUGGGACAGCUCCCGGUCUCAUGGGGUGGGGGGGGGGG